AUGAUCAAGAUAAAGGUAGAGUUUCUCGGCGGCCUCGACGUGAUUUCUGGUAAAGUCAGGGAACAUCGCUUGUCUCUUCCUUUGGAAGAGGGCGAGGCCACCAUGAAAGACGUCAUUGACCAUAUCACGAAAACGAUCAUCGAGCACGAGAAAGACAUUCCUGUCUUUAUUGAAGAGGGAACCGUCAGACCAGGCAUUUUGGUGUUGAUUAAUGACACUGACUGGGAGCUUGAGGACAAGGAGGACUAUGUGGUGGAGUCUGGCGAUGUGUUUACGUUCACGUCGACUCUCCAUGGCGGUUGA
Messenger RNA from Candidozyma pseudohaemuli, 303 nucleotides. RefSeq names its product ubiquitin-related modifier. The coding region runs from base 1 to 303 and encodes 100 amino acids. The transcript has a single exon. Gene Ontology annotation, biological process: protein urmylation; tRNA thio-modification. The record is from RefSeq and is a predicted model, not a curated record. Gene Ontology annotation, cellular component: cytoplasm; nucleus. NCBI's taxonomy places the organism in Eukaryota, Fungi, Ascomycota, Pichiomycetes, Serinales, Metschnikowiaceae. Gene Ontology annotation, molecular function: protein tag activity.